Molecule: messenger RNA, 120 nt
Organism: Racocetra fulgida
Lineage: Eukaryota; Fungi; Glomeromycota; Glomeromycetes; Diversisporales; Gigasporaceae
Source: the annotation of a GenBank genome assembly
ACACGAUUUUGGAUUUAGAUGCAUUUUUGGAUUUAGAUGCAUUUUUGGAUUUAGAUGCAAUUUUGGAUUUAGAUAUAACUUUGGAUUUAGAUGUAACUUUGGAUUUAGACGUAGCUUUGG